GUGAUGGAUCACAGUAUAAACCAAUAGGAAGUCAGAAUGGUAUAUGUUUAUACUUCUCUACAUCCAAUCACAAUCAGAUUUACUCUAUCUGGAUGGAGAGAUUUAUCUGGAUAGGGGUUUUAUUGAAUGAUGAGAAGCCGGAAUGAAAACCAGCUGAAAUGAAAUAGGAGUAACAAGGCUGUAGAUAACCAACAUUUCUACUAUAAUAAUUUUAGGACUGUGAUUAUUACUGUAAUAUAAUGUAUUGUAUAUUUCACACUUCUAUAUUUCGACAGUGAACCAAUAAGAAGAACUGGGCUGGGUCCAGUGUGGUUUAGUUCUUCAAGUGCUUUCAUAAUCAUAAACUUUAACACACACACACACACACACACACACACACACACUCAUUUGAAACUCAUCUGGUGAGGUUGAACAGGGAUGGCCUCACAGUGCUUUACAAUAUAUAUUUCCGUCGUGAUGGCAGUAUCAUUCUCUGCAACAAAAGCAGAUAAUUCUCCUCCUAAUUUCCAGCCAGCGUCCAUUUAUGGAAACACUACUGGGAACACUGGGGGUCAUAUGCAGUUUAGGUGCAUCAUCUUUGAUGAAACUGGUGCUCAUAAGGACGUGGUCAUGUAUCUGUGUAGAAACGGUGUUGGAGUGAUGAUGGAACCUCAGGGGAAAAAUCGAGAAUACACUUUUAAUAUGAGGAGAGUUUCAGUGGAGGAUUCUGGGAACUACAGCUGUGUUUACUCAAUAGAAAGACAUCCUCUGGAAAUUGUGAAAUCAUCAGGAGGAAGAACAAUCCACGUCCAAAUCACUGACUUUGCGUCCGCAGUGAACACACCAGCACCUCCAACAACCUCUAUCAACAGCAAUGAUUCGUCUCCUCUCUCACUGAAAUUAAUAGAAACGCUGCUGUUUUCUCUGGGUGUUCUGCUCGUGGCUGGAAUGCUCUUUUUGGGAAUAUACUGUACAUAUACACAUAACAUAAACCAAACCCAAGGACAAAGUGUUCAGGAUAAUAAUAUUCAGUUAUGUGAAGAUUCAGUAUCAGUGCUGUCGGAAAUGGAAAGGAAGGAGACCUUUAAUGAUAUGUAUGCAUACGCCACAAUUUCUGAAGUAGAAGCUCAAACAAUUCCAACUACUUUUGGUAAUGCUGGAACUGCGGUUUACAGUCUCGCUGAAGGCCCAGCGAUAUACAGUACAGCUCAGAAACCUGAAAAAAAACGUGGAGAACAACCUGCAGCAGCGACAGAGGCCAUGUAUGCAAAAGUGCAGAAACAAAAACAGGAAAAAACAUAUGAUCAGAUUUUCAUGUAUGAAUAAUCAGUGUGAAGCAUUACUGGAUAUUGUUAUAUAUACAGAAUCAAUUUAGUGAUAUUUGUUAUUUUAUAAUUAUAUAAUAGGCAUCACAAGAAGUGCAAAAAAUGAUAUUUAGAAGAGUGUCUCAUCUGCAUUAAAAAGAUCUGUAUUUCAAAAAUGAGAAAUUUCCACACAGAAGAAAUUUUUUGUGUAACACGUCUGAAUGUAAUAUCAGUCAUUUAAAGUAGAAGAAGGUUAAAA
Molecule: messenger RNA, 1542 nt
Organism: Astyanax mexicanus (Mexican tetra)
Lineage: Eukaryota; Metazoa; Chordata; Actinopteri; Characiformes; Acestrorhamphidae
Exons: 12
Coding region: 418-1305 (295 amino acids)
Source: RefSeq, a predicted model, not a curated record